Elaeis guineensis (African oil palm) is the source of this 2340-nucleotide messenger RNA. RefSeq names its product ATP-dependent zinc metalloprotease FTSH 9, chloroplastic/mitochondrial. Gene Ontology annotation, biological process: protein import into chloroplast stroma; proteolysis. Gene Ontology annotation, cellular component: chloroplast; membrane. Gene Ontology annotation, molecular function: ATP-dependent peptidase activity; metalloendopeptidase activity; ATP hydrolysis activity. The record is from RefSeq and is a predicted model, not a curated record. NCBI's taxonomy places the organism in Eukaryota, Viridiplantae, Streptophyta, Magnoliopsida, Arecales, Arecaceae.
UUCGAUGCUGUGAUGAUGUCGGAGUGGCUGAGCUGGUGGCCGUUCUGGCGGCAGGAGAAAAGGUUGGAACGUCUCAUUGCGGAAGCUGAUGCAAACCCUAGAGAUGCCGCGAAGCAGAGUGCUCUUCUUGCGGAACUCAAUAAGCACAGUCCUGAAUCAGUCAUCAGACGUUUUGAGCAAAGAAAUUAUGCAGUAGAUGGUAAAGGAGUUGCAGAAUAUCUUCGAGCUCUUGUUGUCACCAAUACUCUUGCUGAAUAUCUUCCAGAUGAGCAAUCUGGAAAGCCUUCCAGUCUCCCAACACUGCUGCAAGAGUUGAAGCAGCGCGCAUCUGAAAAUCAGGAUGAGCCAUUUUUGAACCCUGGAAUAUCAGAGAAACAUCCACUGCAUGUGGUUAUGGUUGACCCAAAAGCAUCAAGCAAAUCAACACGGUUUGCUCAAGAACUUCUAUCAACCAUCUUGUUUACUGUUGUUGUUGGGCUGAUGUGGGUAAUGGGUGCAGCUGCACUUCAAAAAUAUGUUGGCAGCUUAGGUGGUAUAGGUACAUCUGGUGUUGGUUCAAGUGCUACAUAUACCCCAAAAGAGUUAAACAAAGAAAUCAUGCCAGAGAAGAAUGUGAAAACCUUUAAAGAUGUUAAAGGGUGUGAUGAUGCAAAGCAAGAGCUUGAAGAAGUGGUUGAGUAUCUCAAAAACCCAGCAAAGUUCACUCGCCUCGGGGGGAAAUUACCAAAGGGAAUUCUUUUGACUGGUGCACCUGGAACAGGAAAGACUUUGCUAGCUAAGGCUAUUGCUGGUGAAGCUGGUGUGCCUUUUUUCUAUCGAGCAGGUUCUGAAUUCGAGGAAAUGUUUGUUGGUGUCGGUGCUCGGCGAGUGAGGUCCUUAUUUCAGGCUGCUAAGAAAAAGGCACCUUGUAUCAUUUUCAUUGACGAAAUAGAUGCUGUGGGAUCCACUAGAAAGCAAUGGGAAGGACAUACAAAGAAAACUUUGCAUCAGCUACUUGUUGAAAUGGAUGGCUUUGAGCAGAACGAGGGUAUUAUUUUGAUGGCUGCAACAAAUUUGCCUGAUAUUCUAGAUCCAGCAUUGACAAGGCCUGGUAGAUUCGACAGGCAUAUCGUUGUUCCAAAUCCUGAUGUGCGGGGCCGGCAAGAAAUUCUGGAGCUUUAUUUAGAGGACAAGCCACUGGCUGAUGAUGUAGAUAUUAAAGCAAUCGCUCGUGGUACUCCAGGCUUCAAUGGUGCAGAUCUUGCAAACUUGGUAAAUAUUGCAGCUAUUAAGGCUGCGGUAGAAGGUGCUGAGAAGUUAACUGCAGCACAGUUGGAGUUUGCAAAGGACAGGAUAAUUAUGGGUACAGAGCGGAAAAGUAUGUUCAUAACAGAAGAAUCAAAGAAGCUCACUGCUUACCAUGAGAGUGGUCAUGCCAUUGUUGCAUUCAAUACCGAUGGUGCUCAUCCUAUUCAUAAGGCGACCAUCAUGCCACGAGGAUCUGCCUUGGGGAUGGUGACCCAGCUUCCUUCUCAAGAUGAGACAUCUAUCAGCAAGAAACAAUUACUAGCACGCCUUGAUGUUUGCAUGGGAGGGAGGGUUGCUGAAGAGCUUAUCUUUGGUGAAGAAUAUAUCACAACUGGUGCAAGCAGUGAUCUCCAGACUGCUACUGAGCUUGCACAGUACAUGGUGUCAACUUGUGGGAUGAGUAAUGCAAUUGGUCCUGUGUAUGUCAAAGAGCGACCAGGUUCAGAGAUGCAAUCACGGCUUGAUGCAGAAGUUGUCAAACUCCUAAGAGAAGCUUAUGACCGAGUUAAGCGGUUAUUAAAGGAGCAUGAAAAGGCAUUGCAUGCACUGGCGAAUGCGCUUCUUGAGUAUGAAACACUCACCGCAGAUGAAAUCAAGCAAAUCCUCAAUCCUUACCAAGAAGACCAACUUUUGGAGCAACAAGAGGAGCUUGCAUUAACUUAGACUAGUUUGCAUUUAUGGAUGUAGUUUUUCCUAACUGUAAAGCAGUGUACAGCAAUGCAAUCACAGGUAAAAUAUUAGAAAUUCUCUGAUGUCUUCUUUUGUGGGAAAAAAUAGAACUGGCCACUAAGGGCGCAAGGAAGGUGUAUUUUUUUUUCCCCAACUAGCUUUCCAUCGGGAAGAAGCAGAGGGAAAUUCUAUUCUCACAAAAGGCUGUAAUUUAUCUCAAUUCUGUCGAUCUGAGCAGACAAUUAAAUAUGGAAAACUGCAACUUUCGGAGAGAAGCUGGGUUCAACCACCAACAUCUUAGGUAUUUUGAAUCAAGGGUACAUUGUAAAAAACCUUAAAUUUGGACUCGGAGAUUUCAGCAAUAGAAAUGUUAUUAUUCCAAGC